AAAUUAAGCGUUUACUUAGCUAAAUAAUCAAUUUAAGGUUCUCUGUUUGUUGGCUGAAUUGUAUAGAAUAAGCUAGUGGACAGAAAUUGCUAUGAAAAAACUAACAAGAAUAUCUUUGGCCAUUACUGUGAAGUUUACUAACCAUAAUUUGACAUAAUCAUAUUCUUAAGUUAGUUGAAAUUUAUUCAUACAUAAGAAAUACCCAAUAUCUACGCCCAAUAAUAUUAAUGGUCUUUCACUGGCCCAAUACCCAAUAAUAUCUGUGUCAAAAAAAAAAAAAAAAAAAACCAAUAUUAUCAAUCAAUAAAUAAUUUCCUCUUCUCUCUGCUAAUGCUACCGCAACAAUGGCGGAAUACGACUUAACACCACCAAUGUCAUCUUGUGUUUCCAUUGCUGGAGUUUCUUCAAGAACGCGAAUUGUACUAUGAUGCUCAGCUCUUCAAGAAUAAAAUCGACUUCCUCUACAAAACUAACAUGGUUGAUGGAGUUCCUCAAGGGAGAAAAAGCCUUCUUAUUGAUGGCAGAUCCAUUGUGUCCUUGGAAGUAUGCUCAAAUAAGGACUCUAUUUCACCCAGCCUACAAGUGAUUUGUUUGUUGGGGAAGCCUGGGGAAUGGUCAUGCUUUCAUGAUUGGGCCAGAGCAGAUUGAGGCAUUGUGUCUGUACGUAAAAUUUCAAUUUGAAUGUGGGAACUAUUCUGGUGCAGCUGAUUUUCUCUAUCAAUACAGAGCCCUGUGCACCGACUGUGUAAGAAGUCUCAGCACAUUGUGGGGGAUGCUUGCUGCUGAGAUUCUAAUGCAAAACUGGGACAUUGCGCUUUAGGAGCUUAAUCGUACAAAAGAGAUAAUGGAUUCUAAGGUACAGAGCAGGAUAUGGCUGAUGCACUGGAGCUUAUACAUCUUUUUUAACCAUGACAAUAGCAAGACACUGAUGAUUCAUCAACCAGGACAAGUAAGUCACUAAGUUGAUCAUUAUAUAUCUGUUUCUGUAAAUUUAUUUUAUUUAUCUGUUUCCAUUUGCCCUUGUCGUUUAAGAAGCUCUGUUGACUGUUGCUAAUUUCACUUUUAAUUUCCAAAUCAACACAUACUUUAGAACUAUGUAUGUGAAGUGAAUGUUUCUCAAUAUAUUGGCAUAGUGCCAUAGUUCUCUAUAUGUGCCUGAAAAUUCAGCAUAUUUAUCCCCAAAAUGAGCAUGUAACAUUAUCUUGCAGGUAUCUUAAUGCCUAUUCAAACAAUUGCUCCUCAUCUUUUGCGUUAUCUUGCUACUGCAUUCAUUUUAUAAUAGCAUUAAGUGAGAUAUAAUCUUUACAAAUAUUGUUUACAUAAGAAUUCUGUAGCUGAUAUGCACCCUUUAUUCUGUAGUUGAUAUGCAGUUAUGCACCCUUUAGGAGAUAAAAUGUCAAAGUAAAGACUUGUUACCCUUACUUGAAUAAAAAUAUUUAUGGUAAUCAGAUGGAGACAUAAUCUCCCAAUCUGGCAUAGUUUAUCGAUUAAACUAAUAGUCAUGCAUUAUACAUAUAUUGGUAAUAAAACAACCCUUACGCUUACAGUUACAUAUAAUAUAUUUUUUAAAAUAGAAUUGAUUUAGGGAUGUAUGAGACGUUUAACUUUUAUUUUGGCAGAACGUUUAAUUUAAAAUUUUCUCAUAUAGGUUGACAUACCACAAUUUUGCCUUAGUGAUUGUGUAUAUGUAAAAAUGAGUUAGGAAUAAGCUUGAUAGCUAGUACUACAUUAUGUAUGUGUUCAUUGGAAGUUUGGAACAUUACAUUUGAAAAGUCAGUAAGUCAUGAACCAAAACAAACGGUAAGAAGACUUUGAAAAUAAAUGCUUUCAUGAACCAAAUUAAUCAAACAAUAAGACGACUUUUGUCACACACACACCGCAAGAUUAGACCCAUCAAUCGGGUCAGUCGGGUUGGGUUGUGGUCUGGUCACUUUCGGUCAUGGUUCAUUUAGGUAGGGUCACUUCGGGUGGUUGAGAAAUGCUCAACAUUAACUUAAAGUUUUUUGUUCGAGUCAACCCAACGGUUAAGACUAAUUUUUUGAUUUAGUUUAUUUUUGACUAAUUUUUAGAAAUAUUUGCACCGUGUAUUAUUAGACUGUUCAAGGAUCAUUUAAUGUUGUGGUCCGUAGUCUGGCUAUUUGCAUGUUACCUUUGACUCUUUGAGCAUGACUAUAACUAAAGUCACACAAUCAGCUCCCAUUCACGAGAUGAUAUAUGAACUCUACUCGUACAAAAAAGAUCUCAUGUAAUAUUCACACAUACAUUUCAACUUUAUGUUUUUCAUCCGUUAAUAUUCUCCCGUAUCCUUUAAAUUUAUCAAAAACAAAGGUGCAAUUCAACCAUGAAAACGCUAAAAUACCUUAUUAUAAUAUACAUAUAUGAUCAUACUAUGUUGGCUUGUUCUGUUUUGCUACUCGAUUCCUGCUAUUGCAGGAGAUGAGACUGAGGUUGGAGAGCAUAGUAGCAUCAAGUAUAUCGACCGCGAGAGAAAAGCUCUGCUUCGAUUCAAGGAAGGAAUUGAAUCUGAUUAUUGUGGGCUUCUGUCUUCUUGGGGAGACGUAGAAGACUGCUGCCGGUGGCGUGGGAUUAGCUGCAACAAUCACACUGGCCAUGUCAUCAUGCUUCAUCUUCAAGGUAUAAAUGUAUCCAUGUCUUGUCUGAAAGGGCCUAUUCCAAGUUCAUUUGGGAAGUACAUGCACUCCCUUUCAUAUCUUGACCUCUCUUUUAAUCAAUUUGAAGGUUCCGUUCCUAUUACUUUUUCAAACUUGAGGGCCUUGAGAAUACUCUCAUUAUGUGGCAAUAACCUUGAUGGCCCCCUUUUAAAUGCCUUCCAAGCUCUAUCAUGUGGGUGUGCGAACAAAUCAUGUCUGGAGCAUCUGGAUUUGAGUGUGAAUCAGUUCUGGGGCUCUAUUCCGAACAUGAUUACUACUUUUUCAUCAAUCAAAGAAUUACAUCUUUAUAAGAAUCAUCUGAAUGGAACAAUCAGUCAAGGUAUUGGGCAACUUUCUAUGCUUGAGAUUUUGGAUGUUUUUAAUAAUUCCUUAAAAGCUACUCUCAACCACAAUCAUUUCUUAAAUCUUUCACGGUUGAGAAUAUUAGACUUGUCAAACAACCCGGCACUAGUGCUUGACAUCAAUCAAAAUUGGAUUCCCUGCUUUCAUUUGAACGUUAUAGGUUUGAGAUCUUGCAAGUUGGGCCCUUCCUUCCCAAAAUGGCUUCUAACUCAAACUAAUUUCUCCUACCUUGAUAUAUCCAGUGCUCAAAUUUCUGGUGAACUUCCUCUUGCCUUUUGGACAAAAUCGUUGUCGUCCAAUCUAAGAUAUGUAAACAUGUCUCACAAUAUGAUUCAUGGGGUGCUCCCUGAUUUAUCAACAUCCUUUGAGACCCUCCAAGUUAUUGACUUGAGCUCAAACUACUUUGAGGGAUCAAUCCCAUCUUUUGUUGGAGAUAAAAAUGUUGAGUCCAUACGCCUAAACGAUAACAUGUUUUCGGAUGGCUCUCUGCUAUUGUGUCCAAGAAUAGCUAAUUCAAAGCUAGAAGAGCUUGACCUAUCAAACAACUUGUUGUCUGGAAAAAUUCCAAACUGUUUGAUGAAAAUGGAUAAACUCGUAUAUUUGCACUUGGAAAACAAUAAAUUAUCUGGAAAUAUACCAACAUCCAUUGGUGACCUAGCACAACUUGAAUAUUUGCACUUGCAAAAUAAUAGCUUUUCAGGAGAGAUCCCAAUGUCAUUGUUGAACUGUACGUUUUUAUCGUUUCUAAAUGUUGGGAAUAAUUAUUUAACUGGCUAUAUACCACCAAGCAUCGGAAACACUAUACUAGAUCUCGCUUUUCUUAAGUUACGCGGUAACAAGUUUUUUGGAAAAUUGCCUUUAAGCCUUUGUCAGUUAUCCAAUCUUCGCAUGUUGGAUGUUGCCAUGAACCACAUAUCUGGCACUAUUCCAAAUUGCAUAUAUAAUUUGACAGCGUUGAUGAACGGGUCAGAACACCUAUUUUUUUAUGAAGAUGGUUUUGACAUUGGUGAAGAUAAUCACAUGGUUGAAUUGUUAGAGGAAGCUGUAGUAAUUGAGUGGAAAAGAGAAGAGCGGAGAUUUGGAAAAGCUUUAUUAAGACUAUUGAAUUAUAUUGAUUUGUCAAACAAUGAGCUAGAAGGAGAAUGUGCAAGUGUUGUACUUAUUAGAGGGCUAUGUAUGCUCUUGUAAUAAACAGAACUUUCUAAGUUUCUAUCUCUGUUUUCCAGUGGCUUAGCCCACAAUCUAGCGAGUUUUAAAAAGUUAACUUGUCAGAGUACUUUAUAAAUGUUAAGGCGAGUUUAAGGUUAA
Chenopodium quinoa (quinoa) is the source of this 4322-nucleotide messenger RNA. RefSeq names its product probable LRR receptor-like serine/threonine-protein kinase At4g20940. Gene Ontology annotation, molecular function: protein binding. The record is from RefSeq and is a predicted model, not a curated record. The transcript is spliced from 5 exons. The coding region runs from base 2379 to 4202 and encodes 607 amino acids. NCBI's taxonomy places the organism in Eukaryota, Viridiplantae, Streptophyta, Magnoliopsida, Caryophyllales, Amaranthaceae.